This is a messenger RNA of Chanos chanos (milkfish), 1656 nucleotides long. It is a transcript of the gene nectin3a, whose product is annotated as nectin cell adhesion molecule 3a. The transcript is spliced from 6 exons. Bases 1 to 1656 code for a protein of 551 amino acids. Gene Ontology annotation, biological process: heterophilic cell-cell adhesion; homophilic cell-cell adhesion. Lineage: Eukaryota; Metazoa; Chordata; Actinopteri; Gonorynchiformes; Chanidae. The record is from RefSeq and is a predicted model, not a curated record. Gene Ontology annotation, cellular component: apical junction complex; adherens junction.
AUGGCAAGGAGACUGCAAGUUGAUCUCGGGAGUGUCUCAAUUUUCCAUGGAUUGUCAACCAUAUUUGCUGUGGUUUUAAAUUUGUUUACCGGUUUGUGCAGCAGCGAGGCCCAGUCUCCACAGACUGUAAGCGCUGUACUGGGGAAGAACGUCACUUUAACGUGCAAGGUGAAUCUAGAGGCCAAUCUUACCCUGACCCAGAGUUCAUGGGAACGCCACUUACCCUCAGGCGCCAUCACCGUGGCCGUUUUCAACCCCGAGUUCGGCAUCUCCAUAGCCGAGCCAUACAAGCAUCGAGCCUUCUUCCUCAACCCCUCCGUGCACGACGCUUCCAUCGUCCUGCAGGGCGUGGGCUUUGCAGAUAUCGGCUUGUACACUUGUAAGGUUUCGACCUUUCCUCUGGGAAAUACGCAGGUUUCCGUUACGGUGGACGUCAUGGUGGAGCCCAAGGUGUAUGUGACUCGUGGAGAAAUGCCCUUGCUAGAUGGAGGCGCUGAAGUGGUGGUGGCCACGUGCGCGGCUGAGAGAGCCCGUCCUCCCGCCGAAGUAUUCUGGGAGUCGGAGCACCUGCUCGGCAACGUGGAGAAGCACAAACGGGACGAACCCAACAGCACCACCACCACCUUCGCGCGGUUAACAUGGGCCCCGACCCGCUUGGCUCAGGGGCUGGUCGUCACGUGCGUCGUGCGACACCCAGCCCUGCCUACUGAAUUACACAUUCCCUACGUGCUGGACGUGCAGUAUGCUCCAGAUGUGAUGGUGGUUGGCAAUGACAUGAACUGGUAUUUGGGCUACGAGAGAGGGAAACUGGACUGUCGAACCAAUGCCAACCCACCGGUCCAUCGCUUCAUCUGGACCAGGAUGGACGGGCCGAUGCCUGAGGGCGUGGAGCAGGUGAACGGCAGCCUGUUAUUUAAUCGACCUUUGAGGCUGAAUGACUCCGGAGUCUAUAAGUGUGAGGCUCAGAAUGACGUUGGUCUGAGGUCCGACGACAUAAGCAUCGUGGUCCGAGAGCCGCCUCCCACCACGGCCGUUACCACCACCUCUGCAACUCUCCUGCCAAAUAUCGGUUUCUCCAGCACCGUUUCCAAUAAGCGGCAUGCCCACUUCACAUCCCCGACGUUGGCCUCUCUCUCUGACAGCAGCCUGGGCACCAUCGUGGGCGUGGCAGUUGGCGGAGUUCUCUUCCUGGUUUUCCUGCUCGUGUUAGGGGGAGUCUGCUACAUGCGUCAGCGGCGGACUUUCCGGGGAGAUUACUACACCAAGCAGUACAUAGGCCCCUCCAACAUGCAGAAGGAGUCCCAGCUUGACGUGCUUCAGCCUCACGAACUACAGGACGUGUACGGGAACGACUCGGGCAAGGGCAGCCAGGACCUCAAACCCAAACCGGACGGAGACAUCAUCUGCCCAGACUACCCCAACGAACGCAAAGACAGGGAGUGGGGCAAUAGUCUAAGGCUUCACAGAGAUGGUGGCUUUUACCCUGAACACCACAACCUCCAAAACAUGAACCCCAACGGGCCACCCAUCCACUUGCCCACUCUAGACAAUGGUUCCCCCUACCUACAGGAGGACUGCUAUGACAACGAAACAGAGGGUGACUAUGUGUCCCACAUGGACGGGUCAGUGAUCUCACGCAGAGAAUGGUACGUCUGA